AAGCCCGUCCGUCUGGUGAAUGGGGCUGAUCCCUGCAAUGGGAUGGUGCAGGUCAAGGUCGCAGGGUCCUGGCAGCCUGCCUGUGAGGACUCCUGGAACAACCGAGCCAGCCUGGCUGUCUGCAGGGAGCUGUGCUGCGUGGGCACGGGGCCGAUGGCCUCCGCCAGCCCUCCGGGUCCAGGGAGAUCAGAGCAGCUCCCUUCCGAGAACAGGACUGCGGCCCUCAAUGACACGUGGUGGUCCCCUCUGCGUGUGCUCUGUGACCAGGGAGACUGGGGGACCUGCCAGCUACAGACCUCUGCCUGCCCCAGUGGGAGGCUCGCCAGGGUCAGCUGUGAAGAAGUCCUUGCUGUGCAGCUGGUAGGUGGAAGUGAUCGUUGUGCCGGUCGGGUAGAGCUAAAGGACAAAGGCUCCUGGGGGACCGUGUGUGACGAUGACUGGGACCUGCGGGAUGCCGAAGUUGUGUGCAAGCAGCUGGACUGUGGCACGGCCAUCCAGGCCCUGCAGGGCUCGUACUUCCAGAAGGGCACAGGGCUCAUCCACCUGGAUGAGGUGAACUGCUCCGGGAGUGAGCUGUCCCUGUGGGAGUGCCCUUCCCAGAGAUGCCACGACUGCGGGCACAAGGAGGACGCUGGUGUGAUUUGUUCAGGCUCUCUGCUUUCCAACAGUUCGCUGAUUCCCACGACCUCCUCAAGACCCCAGGCACCCACAACGGCCCCCUUUGUGCCGCUCAACAUGCAGAAGCGGGAGCUUCGGGAGCGGGUCCUCCUCGUCCUCUGCAUCAUCCUGGGAAUCCUCCUCUUGGGGUCGCUUAUCGCUCUGAUCUUCGUCUAUAAAAAGGCCAAAGGACAGUACGCCCUCCCCGUCCUGGAGAAUCACAACCACCAGGCGUCCACAGCCACCCUGGGAGGAGACAACAGCUACCACGAGGUCUCUGUCACCGUCCCCAAAGAAGAAGCACCCCAGCUCUCCCUGCAGGCGGGACCCCGGAAAGUCUCAGACUCCGACUCCGACUCUGACUACGAGCACUAUGACUUCCACAGCCAGCCCCCAGUGCCUCUCUCCACCUUCUAUAACUCCCAGAAGUACCGCGUGACUGAGGACAUGGCCCAGCAGAGCAAGUUUAAGAUGCCCCCGCUGCAGGAGGAUCCCCCCGUCCCGGCUCCUCAGAAUUACUUGAGGCAGAAGAGUGACUCUAGUACAUCUUCUGGGGAAGGUUACUGCAAUAGUCCCACCGGCACGCUGCCUCGGUUCAGUUUUCCUGGGUUUUCUUCGGAGAGGAACCACCUUCUGGAGCAGCCUCCCAACCUGGAGCUGGCGGGGUCCCGGGCCACCCUGUCUAAUGCCCCUCUCCCGGCUCCUCAGAAUUACCUGAGGCACAACAGUGAGUCCAGUACGUCUUCUGGGGAAGAUUACUGCAAUAGUCCCACCAGCAGGCUGCCUCCAGCAAACUUCCCAGGGUUUUCUUCAGAGAGGAAUAUUUUGGAGCAAUAUCCCAAACCCCUUGCAGGAAGCCGCUCUGGAAAUGUUUCUGCAGGACCAGCAGCUGAGGACAGCUCCAGCACGUCCUCUGGGGAGUGCUAUGAGAAUUCUGAGGCCCCCCAGGAGCCUCCCGUGGAGUCCUCUGUGUGCCCAGAACCAUCUACCUCAGCAGUCAAAGGGGACAGUUGUGCAGAUGAUUCGCCUAGUGAAGAUUAUGAUGACAUCGGAGCUUCAUAGAGCAAGACCCAAAGAGAGAGGGGAUGCCUGUCGAUUCCUUCUCUACCAGCCUCCCAUUGCUGCCUUUCCCUGUCUUCCCCUCUAGAUCACCCAGGGCCACAAAAUCAUACAGAUUCAGAUCUGGGGAUCCAUCAAUUUUGAGCUAAAAAAUCCCAAUCCCUACCCUCAACUCGGCCAUCUCCACCCUGAAGUUCCUGAGCCUUAGACCAAUUAACAUCAGCGGGUACAUCUUGAGCCCUGUCCCCCAUGAAUCUACAAACCUCAGGCAGCCUGUGCCUCAGUGGAUGAUGGGGGGAAAAUCCCAGAACUGGAAGGAACCUCAGCUGCCACGUAGUUUGACAUAGACUUAACCAAGAACCCUUCCUAAGAUGCUGCCAACAAAUGAUCAUCCAGCCUCCACUUGAAAAUCUCCACUGAGGAACCUGCUGGCUCCCGAGAUAACUCAUUCCACUUUUGGACAGCUAAGCUUUCCAUGAAGUUCCUUCAGACAUCAAGCCUAAAUCUGGCACUCUGAACCCUACUCUGAUCCCCCACUACCCUUGCUCCUCAUUCCAUCCUCUGGAGUCAAGCGGAAAAAUCCUUCUACUAUAUGACGCUGAAUAGAGGUUUUCAUGUCCUUUGUCUUCUCACAUUUAAAUAUCCCAAGUUCCUUCAGUUGGCCCUCAAAGACAUCUUGCCCUUCUAACCUCUUCUCCUCAUUCUGGUGGACUGCCGCAUCCCCCUCCUUGCUUAGAGAGAUCCUUAUUCUCCAGCUGAUUACACUCAAGUUGUCCCCAAAGUAUCAUAGAAAGAAGUCUCGAUUUUGAAUCAAAGGAUCUGGGACUGGAUCCUGGUUCCAUUAUUUGAUAGGCAAGUCCCUUCUCUCUGAGAAAGAGGAUUGAACUAGAUGAUCUCAUAUAUCAAGCUCGAAUCUGAGCUUGAAAUCCUUUCAUUUGUCAUCUCUAAGUCUGUUGCCUUCUUCAAAAGUCUUCCCAAAUCUCCCUAUAAUAGUACUGCUAAGCCCAGCAGAGGCCCCAGCAGGAGCCAGACUCGUGGGCAUUUCCUCAAGGCACCGGCCUGGGAUUUCUAGUAGGUACCAAUGGCUUCCAAUGGAGACUUUGGCUGGUCCCUAGGAGAGAGAGCCUGUCAGUUGCCCAGAAGUAGGGCUGUGGGCCUGGGUCAGAGGAGGUAGUAAAAUGAAUGUCGAUGGAAGACUGAGACAGAAACUCAACGAUUUCUUCCCAUCCUCCAGAGGAGGAGAUUUGCAGAGGGAGGUUUUAUUCUCUGCUCAGUUUAAAAAAAAAAAGAAUGUAGCUUAUAGAAAAAUGACCAUUGUACAUAGUUUCCUUCAAUCCCUGGAGUGAAUCCCAAAGAAGCAGAAGAGGCUUUGGGUCACCCAUUCCUGACUACACUGAGAAUAAAUGGGCUUUUUAACAGGAACCCAAAAAAUGGAGUGUGAAGUCAAUGUGAUGGUUUAACAUCAAGAAACUUUGCAAUGGAAGCAAGUCAGACCCUGGACAGGGCUCAGGUGGGACUAUGAACGGCUUUCUCAAAUAAGAGAGAUAUUAAUCGGUUGAUCAAUUGGUCAUCGCUUAAUAAGUACCUACUAUGUGCAAGAGGCUCUAUGCUAAGCAAUGGGGAUAAAAACAAAAGUGAACCUUUAUUUACAUUCUAUCACACAAUAGGUGUAGGUAUGUGCUUAUAUAUACAUACAGAUGUAUACAAAUAGACACACACGUGUGUGUAAACAUACAUUAUAUGUAUAUAAAACCACUCAUUUGAGAGAGAGGCUGAUAGCAAUUGCCAGGGAUAGAGAAAAACUUCCCAUAGAAACUGUCAUCUCAUUAAGUCUGGAAGUAAACAAGGGCUUUAAGUGAGUCACUCAUCAAGCAUUAUUAAGUGCUUAAUGUGUGUAAAGCACCAGAAUGCAAAGAAAUUAAACCGACUCCUACAUACAUACACCCCCUAAUUGGAAGGGAGGGGGAAUGACAAUAUAGAAAUAUCUGGUUCCAUACAAGCUUGACAUAGAGUUUAUAAGGGUAAACUAAGAAGGGCUGGGGGCCGGGCAGGAAAAGCCUCCUGCAUACAGGAGGAUUUAAGAUGAAUCUUGAAGGAAAGCAGGGAAUCUAAAAAGUAGAAAUGAAGAGGAGGAUAUACCAGGCAGGGGAGACUGACAAUGCAAAGCCACAGAGAUUGGAACUCAUAGUCUUAUAUUCAAGGAAUAGCCAGAAUAUGUGAAAGGAACCAAUGUGUAAUGAGAUAGAGAAAUGAGGCUCUACACUGCUCAUGUUUCCCCUAAUGUUGCCCAAUAAAUAUGUGGAGAUUUCAACAAGUGAAUUAAAUAAAUGCUCUAUGUGCAAAGCA
Antechinus flavipes (yellow-footed antechinus) is the source of this 4062-nucleotide messenger RNA. It is a transcript of the gene CD6, whose product is annotated as CD6 molecule. NCBI's taxonomy places the organism in Eukaryota, Metazoa, Chordata, Mammalia, Dasyuromorphia, Dasyuridae. The coding region runs from base 43 to 1719 and encodes 558 amino acids. The transcript is spliced from 11 exons. Gene Ontology annotation, cellular component: membrane. The record is from RefSeq and is a predicted model, not a curated record.